AUGUGGGAUUCAGUGGUCUUUGAGGAUGUGGCUGUGGACUUCACCCUGGAGGAGUGGGCUUUGCUGGAUUCUGCUCAGAGGGACCUCUACAGAGAUGUGAUGCUCGAAACUUUUCAGAAUCUGGCCUCAAUAGAUGAUGAAACUCAAUUUAUGGCCAAUGGGUCAGUUUCUCAGCAGUGUAUUUAUGGAGAAAAAGUAACUAAGGAACCUAAAGUAGCAAAAUUCACCAGAAAUGAUUCCUGGGCCUCUGUUUUAGGAAAAAUUUGGGAAGACCUUAGCACUGAAGAUCAGCACACAAGGGAGGGGAGAAAUCUGAGAAAUUACAUGGUAGAGAGACUCUGUGAAAGUAAUGAUCACGGUGGAGAAGCCUUCAGCCAGAUUCCAAAUCUUCACCCAUACAAGGAAAUUCCUACUGGACUAAACCAGGAUGGAUACAGUGCAUAUGGAAAAGUCUUCAUGCAUCAUUCAUCCCUCAAGAGUCACAUCAAAGUUCACACUGGACAAAAACCAUAUCAGUGCCAGAAAUGUGGGCAGGCCUAUGGUUGUCAUUCACACCUAAGAGCACAUGUUAGAACCCACAAUGGAGAGAGACCCUAUGCUUGUAAAUUAUGUGGGAAAACCUUUCCUCGUACAUCUUCCCUCAAUCGGCAUAUACGGAUUCACACUGCUGAGAAAUCCUAUGAAUGUAAGCAAUGUGGGAAAGCCUUCAUUGAUUUUUCAAGUCUUACUAGUCAUGUGAGAAGUCACACUGGAGAGAAGCCAUAUAAAUGUAAGGAAUGUGGGAAAGCCUUCAGUUACUCCUCGACUUUUCGAAGACACAUGAUAACACACACUGGAGAGAAGCCAUAUAAAUGUAAGGAAUGUGGGGAGGCCUUCAGUUAUUCCUCAACAUUUCGAAGACACAUGAUAUCACACACUGGAGAGAAGCCAUAUAAAUGUAAGGAAUGUGGGGAAGCCUUCAGUUAUUCCUCAGCUUUCCGAAGACACGUGAUAAUGCACACUGGAGAGAAACCCUAUGAAUGCAAACAGUGUGGGAAAACCUUUAUUUACCUCCAGUCCUUUCGGAGACAUGAAAGGAUUCACACUGGAGAGAAACCCUAUGAGUGCAGACAGUGUGGGAAAACCUUCAUUUAUCCCCAGUCCUUUCGGAGACAUGAAAGGACUCAUGGUGGAGAGAAGCCCUAUGAAUGCAACCAAUGUGGGAAAACAUUCAGUCAUCCCUCAUCCUUUCAAGGACAUAUGAGAGUGCACACUGGAGAAAAACCCUAUGCAUGCACACAGUGUGAGAAAACUUUUAAUUGGCCCAUAUCCUUACGAAAGCAUAUGAGAACACACACUAGAGAGAAACCCUAUGAAUGUAAGCAGUGUGGGAAAGCCUUCAGUUUGUCUGCCUGCUUUCGAGAACAUGUGAGAAUGCAUCCUGAAGACAAAUUGUAUGAGUGCAAGCUGUGUGGGAAAGCUUUCUACUGCCACAUAUCCUUACAAAAACACAUGAGGCGCCACACUGCAGAAAAACUCUAUGAAUGCACACAGUGUGGGAAAGCCUUCAGCUGGCCUGAACUCUUGCAGCAACAUGUGAGAACACACACUGUAGAGAAACCUUACAAAUGUAAUGAAUGUGGGAAAGUCUUCAAAUGGCCAUCAUCUUUACCAGUACAUAUGAGACUGCACACUGGAGAGAAACCUUAUACAUGUGAGCAGUGUGGGAAAGCCUUCAGUUGUUCCUCAUCAUUAAGAAGACAUAUGAGAAUACACACUGCUAAAAAACACUACAAGUGUGAUGUGGGACAUCCUUCUGCAGAGGAAUUGAUGUGUAGUCCUUCAGAAAACUCACACCAGGAGAGUAAUCUUAUAAACUCUGUAAAUAUAUUGCCUUUAUGAGUACCUCAUCCUUACAGUGGACUCAUAAGAAGUGUGUUUAUAGUUUAUUUACAAAUAAACAUUAAGAUGAAAAAUAAUUCUUUUUGUGUGUGUGUGUGUGUGACUGUGCUCAGCCAGGGAGC
Molecule: messenger RNA, 2003 nt
Organism: Cynocephalus volans (Philippine flying lemur)
Lineage: Eukaryota; Metazoa; Chordata; Mammalia; Dermoptera; Cynocephalidae
Product: zinc finger protein 555
Exons: 4
Coding region: 1-1881 (626 amino acids)
Biological process (GO): regulation of transcription by RNA polymerase II
Cellular component (GO): PcG protein complex; transcription regulator complex; chromatin
Molecular function (GO): DNA-binding transcription factor activity, RNA polymerase II-specific; RNA polymerase II cis-regulatory region sequence-specific DNA binding
Source: RefSeq, a predicted model, not a curated record